Morone saxatilis (striped sea-bass) is the source of this 2499-nucleotide messenger RNA. RefSeq names its product calpain-2 catalytic subunit-like. Lineage: Eukaryota; Metazoa; Chordata; Actinopteri; Moronidae. The record is from RefSeq and is a predicted model, not a curated record. Gene Ontology annotation, molecular function: calcium ion binding; calcium-dependent cysteine-type endopeptidase activity. Bases 1 to 2499 code for a protein of 832 amino acids. Gene Ontology annotation, biological process: proteolysis. The transcript is spliced from 24 exons. Gene Ontology annotation, cellular component: cytoplasm.
AUGACACAUCUCUGUAAGACCUCGUGCUUUUCCUCAGAGAACUUUUGGAUAAACCCGCAGUACCGUCUCACAGUGAAGGCAGUGGAGGAGGACGCGAAGGGAGACAAUAAUGUCUUACUGUCUGAUGAAGAAUAUCGCAGCAAAGUUAAAUAUCACGCCAUUGCGUUCACCAUCUACAAGGUACCAUCAGAGGCACCCAAAGGGCGACUUCCAUCUUCGCUCUUCUGGGAUAAGGAACCUCUGAAAGUCAGUGAGUUCAGCGAGUCGAGAGAACUAAUCGAGUUUCAUGGUUUGGAGCCCGGGGAGUACUUGAUCGUUCCCUGCACGUAUGAACCCAACAAGACCGCAAGCUUCAUCAUCACAAUCUACUCCAAGGCAGAGACCGAGAUGAAAGUCUAUCUGAAGCCUCUCGUCAACAUGCCUGGAACUUGCACCUCUAUCAUCAACUUGCGUUACCAAGAUGGCAGCGAGGGGAGCCCCUCCAACCCUGCCAAGUACAACAACCAGGACUACACCCAGCUGAAAGAGAGCUACCUCCGCAGAAGGAGACAGUUUGUGGACAACACCUUCCCACCUGACAACCACUCUCUGGGUGACCUGCCUAAUCUGAGCAGCUGGCGUGAAGUCAAAUGGCUUCGACCAGUGGAAAUCUUGAAACUCCAAAACAUCGACAGCGAGCCUGCUUUCUGCACAAAUGGAGCCUCACGGUUUGACUUUGGUCAAGGCGGUGUGGGUAACUGCUGGUUUCUGGCAGCAAUCUCUGCACUGACUUUCCAUGAAAGCCUGCUGGUGCAGGUUGUGCCCAUGGACCAGUCCUUCAACAACUAUGCAGGGAUAUUUCACUUCAGGUUCUGGAGGUUUGGCAAAUGGAUUGAUGUUGUCAUUGACGACUACCUGCCAACACUGGACAACUGUUUGCUGUCUGUGCACACCAAGGGGGAAAACGAGUUCUGGGUUCCUCUGCUGGAGAAAGCAUAUGCCAAAGUGUGUGGCUCAUACGCAGACAUGAACACUGGGCUGCCAUCAGAGGCCUGCAAGGAUUUCAGUGGAGGCGUCCACAUGACUUACCAACUCAGGGAGGUCCAUACUGCAAACUAUGAUACAGAGCUGUGGCAGUCACUGAGCAAUGCCUCCGGGUGCAACUCAAUGAUUUGCUGUGGGAGUGCCCAGAAAGGGGGUAAGAUUGUGAACACUGUAGCUGACACUGGAUUGGUGGACGGACAUGCCUAUUCUGUCACAGCAGUCACUGAGGUUGAGUAUUACGGCUCCAAAGUGAAGCUGGUGCGCGUCAUGAACCCUUGGGGCCAAACAGAGUGGAACGGAAAGUGGAGCGACAAGUCGGAUUUGUGGCAGAAAGUGAGGCCAGAAGAUCGCGAGAAGUGUUCUGUCCGUAACGAUGGAGAGUUCUGGAUGGAGUUGGAGGACUUCUAUAACUACUUUGUGAUGUUGUCCAUCUGCUGUGAGAACCCUAACUUCCUUGACGGAGACUUCACCUGCCAGUGGAAAUGCAUGAUUUACGAUGGCAGCUGGGUAGCCGGGAGAUCUGCAGGUGGCAACGUGAACAAAUCCUCCUUUGCCACAAAUCCUCAGUAUCGCAUCCAGGUGACAAUAAUAGACGAGAAGGAGCAGGGAGACAAAAACAUCUUGCUCUCUCUGAUGCAGAAACCUCUGCAGCAGAACCGCAAAUCGAUAAGCUCAUACCCGAUUGGACUCACCAUCUUCAAGGUUCCACCAGGGUCUCCACGAGGACGCCUGCCCGCCGACUUCUUUAGAACAAACAGACCUGUGAAGGAUGCUUCUUACACCAAUCAGAGGGAUCUGAUUGAGAAUCACAGUAUGGAGCCAGGAGAGUAUGUGAUCGUCCCCUCCACCAUAAAGCCCAACAUGAGUGCAGAAUUCGUUCUCACUGUCUACUCCAAGUCUGAUGCUAAGAUCACCCCCCAUGAUGGACAUGAUGAUGAUGACGAUGACGUUCUUCCCGAGGUACCAACUGAAAAAGAGAAGGACCCCAUGCAUGCCUUGCUCAACCACUAUGCUGAUCAGAAUGGUGAGCUGAAUGCCAGACAGCUCCAGAAGCUCCUGAAUGAAAACUUCCCUCAUGGAACCCGUUACGGCUUUGCUCUGGACAACUGCAGUAGCAUGAUGGCCUUGGUGGAUACCGACCGAAGAAUGACGAUGUCCUUCUCUGAGUUCUCAACUCUCUGGGAGAAGAUGAAUGAAUACAAGAAACUCUUCCAUCGCACAGAUUUGAAUCAGAAGGGAUCCCUGUCCGACUAUGAGCUCAAGAGGGCAAUUGAGGCUGCAGGAAUGGACGUAAACGACGGCAUGGUGAGGAUGAUGAUGUUCCGCUAUUCUGGCUUCUCAUCCACCACCAUGGACAGCUUCAUUGUUCUUAUGUUACGCCUGGAAAAGACAUCAAGUAUUUUCAAAGACAGAUCAACAGACGGAGUGAUCCACAUGACCUGGGAGGAAUGGUCCAGCAGCUCCUUGUACAACUAG